This is a messenger RNA of Penicillium roqueforti, 3300 nucleotides long. RefSeq names its product 3'-5' DNA helicase (gene mph1). The transcript has a single exon. Bases 1 to 3300 code for a protein of 1099 amino acids. Gene Ontology annotation, biological process: replication fork reversal; interstrand cross-link repair; double-strand break repair via synthesis-dependent strand annealing. NCBI's taxonomy places the organism in Eukaryota, Fungi, Ascomycota, Eurotiomycetes, Eurotiales, Aspergillaceae. The record is from RefSeq and is a predicted model, not a curated record. Gene Ontology annotation, molecular function: four-way junction helicase activity; 3'-5' DNA helicase activity; ATP binding.
AUGUCGACAGAUUCCGAGUCAGAUUACUUUGAUGAUGAUGACUUCGUAGUCCCUGGAACCCCUGAUGAGCCCUCCCGUCCCGCAAAGCGGCGCCGCAUUCGAAAUCGCGGGGAAGAGCGCGAAGAUCAAGAUGACGAUUCCUCAAUCGACUCGUUCUUUGAUAUGGGCGAUGACGAGUUACCCCCUGGGCGCCGAGAAUCACCUCAUCAGGAUCGCUCCAAAAUUAAGAGCUGUGUACUGAAGCAACCCAGUGUUCAAAAUGACAUGUUUGUCACGCAACUCACGCAACCUUCCUCAAGUCCGGAACGAAUACGGGGCGCACGGUGGCAGAAGCCUACAGUGAGGCCCCCUCCGCCAAAAUUUGAAACUAGAAGACAAGAUGGUAGUGGUGGACAGGAGAAUCAUCCCCAUGAUGAUGAAGAGCUGCUGGCCGCUCUCGCAGCUUCCUUAGAUUCAUUUGAGGAGGAGAAAACAACCAGAGCGGUAUACCAACCCUCGAGUUUGUCAAGCAAUACUGUUUCGAAAAAGAUUGUCCUGCCAGAAAAGACAGAUACGCAUCUAUCGGCGGAUGUGCUGUUUGAGCUGGAGGACAUACCGGAAGGUGCAUUCGAUUCUUCGCCAUCAUUGUCACCAGUAGCGCGAUCAGCCCAGCCUGCAGGUCCACAAUUUAGUCAAUCCCGAGGCCCAAUUAGAGGACCUCAUCUCAGACAGACUACAUUAUUCGGUAUGGCCACUUCAAACCCUGAGGCCUCGGAACCGCGCCAACAAGAUUGGGGCCCGUCAGAGAAGACUGAACCACCGACCCAACACAAACUUGUCAAAGAUGCUUUGGAUACAUGGGUCUACCCUACGAACUUGGGCAAAACCAGAGACUACCAAUUCAACAUCACUCAGGCAGGCCUGUUUCAUAAUUUACUCGUGGCCUUGCCAACAGGAUUGGGAAAAACAUUCAUAGCGGCUACAAUUAUGCUCAACUGGUUUCGCUGGACGAAAGAUUCGCAAAUUAUUUUUGUAGCACCAACGAAACCCUUGGUUUCGCAGCAGGUAUCGGCCUGUUUGGAUAUUGCCGGAAUUCCACGCUCGGAGUCGACCAUGCUCACGGGAGGGGCAUCACCGGGUAUUCGCGCCGAAGAGUGGAAAUCAAAGCGGGUGUUUUUCAUGACACCCCAAACACUGAUCAAUGACCUAAAGACCGGAAUCGCCGAUCCCAAGCGAAUUGUGUUGUUAGUCGUCGAUGAAGCUCAUCGCGCGACUGGUGCGUAUGCAUAUGUGGAGGUAGUCAAAUUCCUUCGGCGCUUCAACAACAGUUUCCGCGUGCUCGCACUCACAGCAACGCCGGGAUCAACAGUCGAAUCGGUACAGUCGGUUAUUGACGGCCUGGACAUAGCACGUGUCGAAAUCCGUACAGAGAACUCGAUCGACAUUCGCGACUAUGUUCACGCUCGUAAUAUCGAAAUUGAAACAUUUGAGAAUUCAGAUGAAAUGAUUUUCUGUAUGGAUCUCCUAUCUGUGGCCCUGCAGCCCUUGCUUGACCAACUCCGGACUCUCAAUGCCUACUGGGGACGUGACCCUUUGGGGCUGACUGCGUACGGUCUUACAGUGGCGAGGCAACAAUGGAUGCAGUCUGACGCUGGCCGGAAUGCCAAUUUCGGCUUGAAAGGCAAAGUCAACUCCAUUUUCACUGUUCUUGCUAGCUUGGCCCACGGUAUCGAUCUCCUCAAGUACCAUGGCAUCGUGCCAUUCUAUCGCAAUGUCAUCCAUUUCAAAUCAAGCUCCGAGGGACAGAAAGGCGGAGGUGGUAAAUACCAAAAGCAAGUUGUACAACAUGAUAGUUUCAAGAAACUACUCAGCCAUCUUGAACCAUGGAGUAAGAAUCCAGAGUUCAUUGGGCAUCCGAAAUUAGAAUAUCUCAAGUCAGUGAUUUUGAAUCACUUCAUGGACAGGGGUGAAGGGAAAGAGUUGCCUGACGGCACUAGUCAGCCCACGACUCGUGUCAUGAUCUUUGUGCAUUUCCGUGACAGUGCUGAAGAGGUCACGAGAGUGCUCAAAAGAUAUGAGCCUAUGAUUCGUCCUCAUGUUUUCGUGGGUCAAUCAAGCGCCAAAGGCUCUGAAGGUAUGGACCAGAAGACACAACUCAGAACCAUCGAGGAUUUCAAGAAGGGUACAUAUAACACAAUCGUUGCUACCUCCAUCGGCGAGGAAGGAUUGGAUAUUGGAGAGGUCGAUCUGAUCGUGUGUUAUGACUCGUCGGCGUCGCCAAUUCGUAUGCUGCAGCGCAUGGGUCGAACUGGCCGUAAGCGGGCCGGUAACAUUACUCUGCUAUUGAUGAAAGGCAAAGAAGAAGACUCCUAUCUCAAGGCCAAAGAUAACUACGAGAGGAUGCAGCAAAUGAUUGCCAGUGGCUCCAGGUUCAAGUUUCACGACGAUCGUUCUGCACGCAUCUUACCCGCGGGCAUUCGUCCAGUUCCCGAUAAACGACAUAUCGAUAUACCCCAAGAGAACUCGCAACAAGAACUGCUGGAACCGAAACGUAAAGGGCGAGCACCGAAGCGACCUGCCAAGGUGUUCCACAUGCCCGAUGAUGUGGAGACAGGGUUCACUCGAGCCUCGAAUUUGGCUGGCGACAAACCCCAGAAGAAGAAGGCCACUGUAACCAAAAAGGCAGCCACCCCCAAAAAGAGACCCCGGGCCCCCACACCCGAGCCUGUAGAUGUUCCGUCGCUGGAGGACGUUGUUCUUAGCACGAGUGAGCAAAAUGAUCUUGAGCAUCAUUAUCAAAACAUCGGUGCUACUUCUCCGCAAUUCAUCCGAUUCCCUCGCAACGACGCCUUUCCACGUUUGCAACGCAUUGAAAGACCCACAAAGGAUGUGAAGCAUGGGUCUCUCACGCGACGCAUGGUAAAAGCCUUACAGAAGAUGCACGAGGCUGGCCCUGAUUGUGAUCGUCGAUUCAAAGAGAUUUUGGCCCGCGAACCGCCUUCGCCAGACGAAUCCAGUCAGACGCUUCAGAGGGAUUCAGCCAAGAAGCCUGGGCGGAACCCAAACCCUUUGAAAACACCGUCUAAAAAUACUGCUCAACGAGCUUCCAUCAAGGCCACUCUCACCCCCGCUGGCGGGGAGGUUGUUUCUUUGCUGUCUCCAGAUCGUGAACACAAUCAGAAGAACGACCCCUUUACCUUCAUGGAUGAUGACGAUGGCUCGGAUUUUGAGUUGAUGGAUGCCAGUCUUUUGUUUAGUAGUGGGUCUAAAUCGAAGAGUCGGAGACAGAACAGACCAAUUAUUGAAGAUAGUGACGAGUGA